AAUAUAAAACUGUUGCACUAUAAGAUUAGACCGUUUAAGGAGAUUUUUGUUGGGAGGGUAACUUGUUUUCGUCAUGAUUGUUUCUAAAAAGAAUGUUGUACUAUACAUUCAUUGGGCGUUUCUUUAAAUCUGGCAACCCUGUGGUCGUUUAGUUGUACAGUAACUUACUUGUUUCAGGACCCUAUUUUUGGUGCUUAAAUAAUUAUCUUUAAAACAUUCCUUUUAAAUGCACUGAAUGCACUGGAUGGACCAUCAGAUAACUGUAAGAGCUCAAGAGAAGGAAAGAAGGUUUGUGGCGCAGUUUUUCUGGUUAUUUUAAAAGAGUUGUCUGUCGAUAUAUGAUUUCCUUCACAACUGACAGCUUUCACUGAAAGUUCACGUUUGAGUUUUGUAUUCGUAGAGCAGACAUACAUUAGUGACCUAACAUGAGAUCGAUUUAUAUAGUUCAAGUAACGUUAUGGUACGUCAUCUACAAAUGGGUACCCUUCUUGCACCGCUUUUCAAAACAAAGUUAAUUAACUAUAGUAUAGAUUAGUUUACAAAUGAACUUUUUGACUUUCUUUUUUAAGUAGACGUAUUUGAAAGAAAUAUGGCGUAUAGUUGUGCAGAACUUAUCCAAGCUAAUGGGUAACCGACAUUUCAUAAUGGUUUAACUGUGUUUGUACAGUAUAUGACAGAAUUUGCGACUAUGCAUGCAAACGAUUCUUUAUGGAAACAUCUGUCUCUUAUUUUAAUCUUGGUUUUACAACAGUUCAAAAACAUGGUCAGUUAAACCGUGGCAACCACAAAGUAACGGAACAGCAGCAUAAAUAUCUCUGAAUUUUAAUGUACAUCAAAGGAAUCGAUCGCUGCUCCUGACUAAGUCAUUUGCAUUUCAAGGUUUUAUCUAUAUUUUAUAUAAACAGUGAACUAUGACUUAUUUUACAUUGGAUGAUUUAAUUUCUGUAGCCUAACUGCUAUACUGUUAGACCAACCUAAAACACAUUUUUAAUUUGUUAAGUUGUAUUUUUAUUGUUAUAGGCCUGUUUUAUUUUAUUUAUAUUUAUUAUUUUUAUUUGUGCUGUCGCUCAUAAUUUGAUUAUGUGUUCUUAUUUAAUUACUUAAGGUUUAUAGUUGUCUUUAAAAGUAUUUGAACAAUAUACUUUACGUUAUAGGUAAAAAACAACAAACAAAUACUUAAAAUAUUUAUUAUAUUUUUGUGGUAGGCUAUUUGAAUCACUGGGCCGACCGCAAGCCAGGAGAAAAAAGGGAGAUGGAGAGACAGUUUUCCUAGCGGCGUUCUAUACUCUCUCUGUUCCCGCCGUCUCGUUUCCUUGUUACUUUUCCAUCAGUGUAUCAUCCUUGUCACCUGUUCAUUGUCAUAACAUUGUCCUGGACCAGUUCAUUUUGUUCUUUGUCUUGUGUCCAGUGAUCAUUUAGAUUCCUAGAGCUUUCUAUAGAUGCAAGUCAAAGUUAGUGUAGUUAUCGUUUGCCUAUUGUCAUAUUGUCUUGUUUUGUAUUAAGUCUAUGUCAGUUUAAAUUUAGUUAGUCUUGUCCGGUUGUCCUGUUUUUCCCCAUUGUAGGUUUUUGUUUUCUGUUUUGUCUUUAUAAUAAAUCCCUUUUGUUAACCCUGCAUCAUCCAUCUCACUACCUGCGUUUGAGUUCUGCCCUGAUCCAUGACAAGUAGGCCUAUAUAAUCAGAAACAAAGUAACUACUUGAGUAGUUUAUUCCUUGCAUACUUUUUCCUUUUACUCGAGUAAUUUUUAAAAUAGCGACUUUACUUGAGUAUCUGUUCUCUAGUUACUUGUACUUUUACUUGAGUAAAGAUUUUGGCUACUCUACCAACCUCUGAAUAGGGUAAAACAUGGGGAAAUUUUGUUCCUAUAACCCGUUAAUGUUAAAAUGCCAGGCAUUAAAUUAAUGCAGUGAGGCCUUUUACAUCCAUGCCACCGGUGUCUGAGGCAAGGGGUGAGGCAAUAUGUGAGUUAGAAAAUGCCCCACCUGGUGCUUAUCUUGACUUCAUACAAAAUACACAAAUAGAAUUUUUAAUGCACAAAAUACAUUUCGACCAUGUAAUAUACUAUUAAAGUGGUUUUGAGGGGCGCUAAACUGGUUUAAAGGGAGGCAUUAAGAAUGAAACGGAUUCAACAGUUUUAAUAAGAACUUUCGAAUAACAGUAUAAGGCAUGCAAAAGCAAAAAACAAAUGAAAGUUAUAUAAUCAACCUGUCAGUAAAAAAAGCAUGUUGAAGAGGUUUUGCUCAUAAAUGUAUCCAAAAUAAACAAGCAAGCUUGUGAUUAUUGCAUUGGUCAUACACAUGAGAGCAGCUGUUCAUUUGUGCAUUUCAUGCUACACAUGCUGCAUGUCUGAAAUGUGACAAUGGCCACUGAUUUGUACUCUACCCCUAAAAUGACUUCUGCUGGAGUUACCUAAUCUAGUCAUAUUUCAAUAAAAAAAAUUCUGGAGGGCGCAAAAAUAUAUUUAACAUGUAAAAUGUAUUUUCUUGACAUGCAGCAGAGCAAAAAAGACCGGCACAGAGGAGCCGACCCGCUGAAGAAGGAGAAGGAAAUAACAUUAAAAACAUUUAUUAAUAAAUGUCCUCGAAAGGGACAAUUUUGUUACACAUGCAAUUUAAAAAAUGGAACUUGAAAAUCAACAAUACAUUCACAGGAAAACACUGUGGUUAAAGAUGUUUCUUGGGAUGUGCCUUGGAAUUCUAUGUUGCCUGAUAUAUUUUUCCUAUCUGGAAAGUGAAAUCAAGAAACAACUUCAAUACAGCUUAUUAUUCACGGACUUCAAACUUGUCAAACUUCUCGCCACAAACGUCUCCACCCCUGCUGAAAAAGUCUUAAAAAACAGUUCAAUGGAGUCUGCUUCACCAAAAAGUUCAUUUAAUCUCGAAUCAGGAAUCAAUUCAGAAAGUGAUUUCAAAUCACAACAGGCUCGACCACAAGAAUUGAUCACUGAUGUGUCCAUGAGUACAAGUCCAGCAAACUCCACGUUCCUCAUUCAGAACCUGAAGGACAGCUAUCAAAUAGGAGAGGAGCUUUGUGUUACUAUCCAUGCGAGAGAUUUUAACAACAAAUCCAAACGUUAUGGAGGGGACUUCUUUCAAGCCAAGCUGUUCUCAUCCAAAAAUCCCCAAAAGGCUAGUGUGUUUGGGGAGGUGAUGGACUUGUCAAAUGGCUCCUACUCUGUGUGUUUUCUUCUGCCGUGGGUGGGACAGGCACAGGUGGCCAUCCGUCUGAUCCAUUCCAGUGAAGCUGUGGAGGUCCUCAAGCAUCACAGAGAAACAGAUUCUGACAGGAUUUUCUUUAACGGAUAUUUUGAAGGACCAGCACCAGAUGGGGCCAGGUUGCGAGAAACAGUGAAGUGUAAUGUGAAGUACGACAAGAAUGGAUUGGAGAGGAUGAGAACUGGAGAUUGUUGCUGUGAAUACAAAGAUUCUCGUACUGGGGAGGAAUGGCGAUGUCAGAGACCCAAAAUCUUGCCAUGCAGUGCUCGCGUUUAUCACUCUAUGGGCGGCUAUAAAGACACCCUAACUGAAAAAGAGGCAAUUUUAUUGACAAAGGCCAACCAAUAUAUUUACCCAGGUGAAAAAAUCAUCAUCAACAUUGCUCCUUCCAAAAGAAAUGUCACUGAUGAAAGAAAGAAAUGUCGUCCUGGUUUGCACACACCAGUUCCAUCUGGCUUUUACCUGGAUGACGUGUGGACGUCCUUUGUGUGUAGAACACGUCAUUUUUCUCCCCGAAUAACAACACAGUGCCUGAAAGGCAAAGAAAUCUACAUGAUGGGAGAUUCUACCAUGAGACAGUGGUUUGACUUUUUGAUAAAAACUGUACCAACGUUGAAAAAGAUGGACCUGUAUAAACCUUACCAGACAGGGCCUUUACUAGCAGUGGAUGUGGAGAACAACAUUUUCUUAACCUGGAGGGCUCACGGUGUUCCUAUACGCUGUCAAAAAACAGAAAUCGCUAAUCUGCACUAUAUCAGUAAUGAGAUUGAGGAUCUGGCAGGAGGGCCUCACACAGUUAUUGCCUUUAAUCUGGGGGUCCAUUUCACCACAUUCCCUUCGGAUAUCUUCACCCGCAGAGUGUUGAGGAUCCGUAAAGCUGUCCUGGAUCUGUUACAGCGGGCCCCAGAAACUACUGUCAUAAUCAAGACCGUUAAUACUGGAUUUAAGGAUGUGUUUUCCAGUGACUGGUAUUGUAUGCAGUUGGACAGAAUUCUACGACAGCAUUUUCAGGAUGUUGGUGUUUAUAUUUUGGAUGUAUGGCAAAUGACAUCCUGUCACUACAACAAAGACAACAUUCAUCCAGGUCCCGUCAUCAUUAAAAAUGAGAUAGACAUUUUUCUUUCUUUUAUGUGCCCGGACUAAACAUAACCAUUCAGAAAGUGAAACAUAACGGUCUUGUUUUGAGAUACAGAGUGUAGACGUUGGAACAGGAAAUCUCACAUUCUAAGAACAGAUGUGUUCAGUGUUGAACCGUGACGUUUGAGGAUUGGUACAAAGUCUUCCUCCUGUUGUUUUCAACAACGUCAAUCAGCUUUUCUCUUUUUUUCAAGACUUGAUGAUAAAAUUCAUCCACUUGUUUUUUAAAUGACGUUUUCCGCAUUUCUACUUGUUUUUGAACUUUUUUGGGGGUUGGCGAACCAACCUCCUGUAUUUCCUCUUUACAAGACUGUUGGCGAACAACCCCCCAGAUGGCGGAAAGCUAGCAAAAAACAAAGCGCCCCCAUUUAGAAAAAAUAUAUGAUUCGGUCAGUUUUACUGUUACUCAAAUGAAUCUCUCCCAAUGAUUUACUGUACUGCCAGCCAGCGGUAUACUACUAGAAGGCGCCCCAACCCUGUGUAAGCACACGUUCGACUUCUUGCAGCAUGCGAAGGCUGCGCAGACAGUGUAUGACAUCGCAGAACUGAGACUUCUCUGUAAUCUUGAAUUACUCUUGUGAGAUUUGGAAAUCUCAUGUGGAUAGAUUCCACAUCUAUCCAUGAAGUCAAAUAUACAUAAUCUCAUCGGCCGACUUUUAUUGAAAAUCGAAUUUUUACGUUUUAAAUAUUAUUUUUUACAAUAGUUUAGGUCAUCCUAGAGGGCCUAGAUUAUGUGUUAAAUAAAUAGGAGGGAGAUCACAUGCUCAGUUAAAAGUAGCACAAAAUGAGAGAUGUGUCUAAACUAAGGACAUUUUGUGUGUUGGCCCAGAAAUAAAACAGAUUGUGUUGUUUUAAACAAAAACAGUGUUAGAAAAAAAAAUAAGUUUACUAUUUUAUUAGUUAAUAAUAUUGGUUCUGUUUUUCACUACACUGCAGUCACUCUGGGGCAUGACUCAGUAAAUUAGGGACUUUCAAUUAAUUUAAAGCAUUUGUUUUAUGACAGUUUUGCUAACCCUUCCUGUCACCCAUCAUCUGUAGUGCCCACGUGAUGUGAACUGUUAACUUCCUCAGUGAAUGGCAGAAUGUACAAUUCCAAAUGGGUUCUUGGGUCAUCGUUUCCUGUUCCUGAGUUUCGUUUUUUUAAGUUCUUGCUUUUUAUUCAGAUUAAACAUUUGCCUGAGUUUUGCCUGCACGUGCUAUUGACCCCUUGCCUGUUUAUUGGAUCACUUGCACUUCCUAAACUCUUCUCAAAGCUGAGCUUAAAUUCACAAACACAGCUUAUGCAUCACACAUACAAUAUUUGUAAGGCAUAUUUAGGGAUGACAUUCAAGGUUUUGUAAAGUUUGACAUCACUGUUGAUCACUGCUGUAUAUGUGUAUUUUACACGCAGUGUAUUAAACUGUAAAGUUGAAGUUAUCCUUAUAUGUAAAGAUAUGAAUGGAUACAUUUUAGAGUUAUUUUCUGUGUUCAUUAUUUGUGCUGGAAAGUGACUGACUGUAGUGAUAGUGUGAAGGGUAUUUAAAACGUGGAGUCAUGUUGCCGGAGUCAACAUUAUCAAGUUAAGGACACCAUCUGUAAGAAAUCGCUUCACCAGCACAAUUUUUUGUUCUAGUUCAGGCAGG
This is a messenger RNA of Triplophysa dalaica, 5973 nucleotides long. RefSeq names its product NXPE family member 3-like. Bases 2618 to 4357 code for a protein of 579 amino acids. NCBI's taxonomy places the organism in Eukaryota, Metazoa, Chordata, Actinopteri, Cypriniformes, Nemacheilidae. The record is from RefSeq and is a predicted model, not a curated record. The transcript is spliced from 8 exons.